AUGUUUCCUCAAUCAGAAUUGGAUAAUUAUAAAUUACAAGUGGAAUUAUUGCAAGAUAAAUUACAAAGAAGUGAAAUAUCACGUCAACAAUUGGAGCAUAAAUUAGAUAAAAUAUUACAAAAACGCGAUGAGCACGAUAAGACAGUACGCUCAAAGGCUAGACAAAAAUAUCAAACAUUUUUGGAAGAACAACAGCGUAGGAACGAACGCAAUAAACAAUUAGUACAGAUGUUGGAACGUAUUGAACAACAAACUGAAGCAAUGAAUGCUAGAAGCGAAAGACUAAAGAUGAUGAAACUACAAUAUGAAAUGUAUUUUGCAAAACUGGUGCAUUCACAAACAAGAAGGUGUAUACAAAACUCGGUAACUCCCCUUACACCAAUGAUGCCCUCAACAUCAGGACAAUCGAUGGUGCCAACAGCUCAACCAACAGUUAGGGAAGAAUACAAUUACGAAGUAAAUAAAGACGCUCAUCCACUAUUAAUGUCCACUACAAAUCAAAGUUAUGUUACAAUACCAACUGUUGAAAAGCAACAAUUUUUAAGAUCGCAAACGGAAAAUAUGCCCUUAGCAACUAUGGAAAUGCCAACACUGGCUAAUUUUGAUAGAGCGGAAAGAAAUGAUUAUAUCGAUUUUAGAAAUCUAAAUACUGCGCCUUCAAUACAAAAUCAACAACCAUACCAAUAUCCUUCUAAUCAUGAGAUCAUCAGUAAUAAUGUGGUUGUACCAAACAACAAUAAUUACAUAAAACAGGAAAGCCCAGAGAAUAGUAAUGCUAGUUCCAUAAUUAAUUCCAAUAUGACUCUUUCUCCUGUAACUAAUUUGUUAGCAAAUGAUAAACAGCUUGCAGAAUUUAAAGAGCCUACAAACAUAUCAACUACCAACAGCUCUUCAACAUUUGAGGAAAUACCAAAUGUCAGUAUGAGGCCACAAAUACCGCACAAUUUAAAAGAAAUUCCCCGAACCACAAAUACAACUACCACAACUAAUAAUAUAAGGAAUAGCAAUGAUGCUCGUCAGCUUAAUAUGAAUUUCCAGGUUCUACAAAAACCUUCACAACAUACAAAUGGAACUUCCUUAACAUCUACCCAACAAAUUAAUAAUAAUUCAACAAACGCUCCACAAAACAAUAAACAAAAUAUUAAUACUGUUAAUGAAAUAUCGCCAGAAAUUAGAAAUGAAAUUAAAAGUCCAGCUUUCAAUGCAGUUAAUGAACAUAAACCUCAAGAUGUAGCUGUACCAAAACUAAUGAACAAACCCUCAACUUCCAUAGAGUUAAAGCCAACAAAUUCCUUAAAUGAAACUUUAACAUCUAACAAUACAAACUUUGGUAAUAGUCAACCUGCACCAAACGAACAGACGAAUAUUGCAAAUGCAACUUUGGCACCGGCUGAUAUACAAUCAAACUCUUCCACAACACCAGUUUCAAUUGAAAAUAUUGAGAAUGCAAUAUAUGGUGAAUUGUUAUCACCUUUAGAAACCAAUGAGGUUCCAAAUUCAGAAAAUUCCAAUGUAGUUCCCAUGUUAUUGGAAAAUCUGGUAACACAAGCCGAAAAUAAUGAAAAUGUCAAUAUUACUUUAGAUGAAACCACCUUAAAACAAGAUAAAGUGGCAGAUAAUAAUACAUCAAAUGAUACUACCACUUUAGCGGAAAAUCGUGAGAGUGAAAAUAAUCCAGUUUCUCAAAACUAUGAACAAACUAUAGCAUACAAUGAAUAUAACAAUAACCAAACGCCUGAUGAGACCGCCAAUGCAGUAGCAGAUUACAAUAACUAUGAAAAUGUAGAAAAUACUGCAAUCGAUGACAGUCAACAACAGCAACAAUAUGAUUACACCAAUUACGAUCCCACACAGUACUCUUAUCCAGGCUAUAUUUAUGAUGAAACAACCGGUGAAUAUAAACCCGAUCCAAAUGCACCAGCCGAACAAUAUGCCACAGAUCAACAAUAUACAACUGAGAAUUAUGAUCAGCAAUAUCAGCAACAAGAGAUUUAUGAUUAUAAUCAAACUUAUGAACAAGAUCCAACAACAUCCUCAGCCACAGUAGAAAACACAGCUUACAAUAAUUACGAAACAACGCAACAAGAAGAUACUUCAAAUGAUGCACCAGUAAACGCCAACGCUGUACAGCAACAACCCAUAACAGAGACAGAACCUAUUGCUGCUGAACCUGAAAUUUCAACUGAAGAAGUUACGCCGUCACCUUCUACUAAAGUUACAAAACCAACAUCAAUUUUAUCUACAGCAGACAAGAAUGAUGCACAAAAGAAAAAGAAACGUGUUAAUUUUGUCGAUAGCAGCGAAACUGAUGAAAGUGCCGGAGCAGAUAAAGGAGCUCCAACUACAGCUAAAGCCGUUACAGGAAAUACAGCUGCUUCAAGUGAAAGUGACUUUGAUUUUUCAUCAAGCACAGAGGCUGAAGCGAAAGCCACUUAACGAAAUGAGAUAUUAAUUAUGAUUUUUAUUAUUAACUUUUAUUGAAUUGAUUUUUAA
Calliphora vicina (urban bluebottle blowfly) is the source of this 2493-nucleotide messenger RNA. RefSeq lists its product as uncharacterized. The record is from RefSeq and is a predicted model, not a curated record. The coding region runs from base 1 to 2436 and encodes 811 amino acids. The transcript is spliced from 4 exons. NCBI's taxonomy places the organism in Eukaryota, Metazoa, Arthropoda, Insecta, Diptera, Calliphoridae.